AUGCCAGCCACAUCGAUCCGCCGCAUCAAAUGUGACGAGACAAAGCCCAGCUGUAAGCGAUGUACCUCCACAGGACGUAAAUGCGAUGGAUACGAGUUCCCCAAAGAGAGCUCCAGCAGCUCACCAUCAACCGCGUUGUCGCCACCGCAGCAACCCACGGUGCCUUACCAACAUCUAUUUCAACCCAACUCAAUCUCAAAACCGUUUCAGGGCAACACACAAGAACGCCGUAUCUUCCAUCGAUUUCAGUAUUGCACGGUGCCCGCAUUCACUGGGGGCUCCGAAACCGGUUUCUGGACAAAACUCGUCCUCAAAGUGGGUCACGAGGAACCGGUGGUCCGGAACGCAAUCAUUGCCUUGGGGACGUUGCAUGAAGAUUACCAGGACCGCUGUGGCAAAUACAGCCCCCAGUUAAUUGACGACCAGAGCUACCGAUACGCCCUGAAGCUAUAUGGGGGUGCGUUGCGCGAAUUGAACCAGAGACUCAACACUCCCUCGAGCACCAACGCCAAGCUCGCCAUCAUUUCAAGUAUAUUAUUCGCCUGCUUCGAAGUUCUUCGACGCAAUAACAUGGCCGCCGUCAUCCACUACCAGCAAGGAAUGAGAGAAUUGAUCAGACAAAUGAAUCUGCCUCAGGGUGAUGACAUCUCACUCGCACCCUAUUCACCUGAACAACAGUCCGGCUCGCGACCAACCUUCCGCGAGAUGCCUCAAGAUGAGCUGGAUGAACUGCUUCGAGUCUUUGCCCGAUAUGACAUUCAAGCAUGCACGUUUUCCAAAGAGCGAGCGGAACCUUUGUUAACCCGUGUUGGCCAAGUGCCUCGGAUACUGCCGACCAACCUUACCUUGAGUCAAGUUCGCAAUCAUCUCGACAACCUCCUUGUUUCUGUCUACCAACUUGUCAAGUCCGAUGCUCGGAUGUACCGGUAUUGGAGGAGAGAUGCCGUGCCUGUAGAGUGGCAGACUCGACGCCAAGAGGCAAUCGACAUCUUUGAUGCUUGGGUGGCAGCUCUAGAGAACUUUUUCUCGGCGCAGGCUCCGAGACUAAGUCGUACCGACACCAAAAGCCUGCUGGGUCUCCGCCUCCAGAUCAGGACUGCCGUCAUGAUGCUCAAAGUGUGCAUUGAUUGUGGACCAGAGAGCACCUUUGACGCCUUUAAAGAUGACUUUGAAGACAUGGUGUCCAAAGUCGAAGAUGUGACCAGAGCUCUGAGCUUGGCCGAAGCAACACCCUUGGAGGAUGAGCUCACACCUUUCACCAUGGAGCUUGGCAUUAUACACCCUCUCUUCUUCACGGCCUGCAAAUGUCGAGACUGGGGUAUCAGACGCCGGGCCGUGGCCCAACUCAAGAGAGCCGGCAGGGAAGGUGUCUGGGAGGGACCUAUAAUGGCCGUCUUGGCCCGGAGAAUCAUUGGUUUGGAGGAAGAAGGCCUAUCUCAAGGAGACUUGGUGCCCGAGGCGAAUCGAUUCCACGACAUCAGGAAGAACGUUGAUUAUGACAGUCGGCAAAUCUUAUUCGAAGCCACCAGAGCUUUGGAUACUGCCUGGGAGAAAUUUUCGGUUCAUAGGGAGGCGGUUCCGUUUUGA
This is a messenger RNA of Cladophialophora psammophila CBS 110553, 1587 nucleotides long. RefSeq lists its product as uncharacterized. The transcript is spliced from 3 exons. Gene Ontology annotation, molecular function: zinc ion binding; DNA-binding transcription factor activity, RNA polymerase II-specific. The record is from RefSeq and is a predicted model, not a curated record. Gene Ontology annotation, biological process: regulation of DNA-templated transcription. Bases 1 to 1587 code for a protein of 528 amino acids. NCBI's taxonomy places the organism in Eukaryota, Fungi, Ascomycota, Eurotiomycetes, Chaetothyriales, Herpotrichiellaceae.